GUUCACUGCGAAGUCAUUCAACAAAAUAUAUUUUGUUCUCAGUUCAUUUUAAUCCAACGGUUAUUAUUGUACUAUGAUAAUCGUGAACAUAAAUUACUUAACACCAGUUAUUGUGGGAUAAAAAUGUUGCAGAGUGUAUGUGUACGUGUGAAUGCAAAAUGGUUGUGUUUUUGUAAUGCUCAAUGUUAAAACAAGGUAAUAGAAGAUGUUCUCAUUAUUAUAAGACAAAAGAUCGUCCUUCACACAUUAGUAGAGCAUUGUUGUGCAAACAGGCCUGUUAUCUGCACACCGAACGGCUAUAGGUGAUUAUUGUAAACUAUAAUAAUAUUAUCUGCAUGUACGUACGUGCGUCGCUGCAGUCUAAGCAGUGUCGCUACUAACUCUUCAACUGGUGGCGGGUUCCUAUCGCUUGCUGUAAAAUUAGUAAGCUUACUAAUGGAUUAGUCAUGGCUAACGUAAAAGGUAGAGUAAAAGCACAAAAAAGUGCAAGUACUAGAAAAAAAAGUAAAAACGAGUCAUUGGCAGGUAAAAAUGACACAACGGUGAGGAAACGCUACAUUAACAAAGAAAAAUAUAACAAUAACUUAGGCAAAGAUAUAUCUGAUAAAGAACCAUCUUCAGAUGAUUAUACUGACACAGAGACAAUAAAGAGAAUAGAGGAGAAAAUAAAGUCUGGGAAAGACAAUAUUGUCAUGAGAAGACCGAGUGAUGUAAAGCUACUUACUACACAAGAAAGAGUUCAAUGCUUACUUCAACAUGGUCAUCUUUUUAAGGGAAAAUUUCCUGUGAGACCGCCAGGAAAAUAUGUCCCCAGUAAAAAGAGAUUGGCUGCUAUGGCUGCUAAAAUAAGACCCCCUGAAAAGGACAGAUUGAUAUCUAGAAGUGGUCGAAUAAAAAAGAAAAACAAACCUGAUUUGCAACUCUUAGACAACAUAUUGAAGAGCGAGUUAUUAAUUGAUGACAGUGCAGAAAGACAAACGAGGUCACAAACUGAAAAAAAUCCCACCAAACCCUCUAACAAUAACAAUGAAAAAAUUAGUAACCAAAAUUCCACAUCAACCUCUGAAAACAAAUCUGAUGACAAUUCAUCAACAACCAAACAAAUGACACCUGACAGUGGUGUAGUUUUGACAUUGGAGCUGUUUCAAUGUGACUACUGCAAGAAAUCAUUCAGCAGUAAAUCAUCAAUACGGAGACAUAUUUAUAUACAUCUAGAUUGGCACCCAUACUCUUGUCCCCAUUGUUCAAAACAGUUUCGUCAUCAUGUAAACAGGAGGAUUCACAUAAAGAAAAAACAUAAUAACUUAUCUAAAGAACCUGAUAAAUUUGUGUGCCAUAUUUGUGAUAAGGUUUUCACAUUGAAAGAAAACCUCAGCUUGCAUUUGGCAAGUCACAUUAGUAAUGAAAAUUCUUACAAAUGCAUUUAUUGUGACAAAAAAUUUUCAUAUCAAUUACAGUUAAAUCAACAUGAGAAGCAACAUUUGGUAACUGGUCGAUAUCAGUGCACGGUGUGCAACUUGAGUUAUGGGUGUCGUAACCGAUUAGCAAUGCAUGUCAAAAGCCACUUGAAAAUAAAAGAUUAUGUCUGCCAAUAUUGUGGUAAAGACUUUCUGAGGAUGAAUUCUAUGAGGAGACAUGUACAGAUUUGUCACAGUGGUCAUAGAAUCCAGUGUCCUAUUUGCAAAAAGAACUUAAAGGGACAUUUGACAGAGCAUAUGAGGACCCAUGAGAAACGGCGACCACAUGAGUGUCCUGAGUGUGGUCAAUGUUUCACACAAUCCACUCAACUAAAUGUUCAUCGCAGAUCUCAUUCAGGAGCACGGCCUUAUGAGUGUAGAAUCUGUGACAGAAAGUUUUCACAUUCAAAUGCCCUUAUGCUUCAUAUUCGUAGACAUACUGGAGAAAAACCAUUUCCAUGUGCUGUGUGUCCAUUAUCUUUCUCUCAACUGCCUCACAUGAAGGCACACAUGCGCAAAAUUCAUGGUAAAGAAAAUCCUUACAAGUGUCCCAAAUGUGAUCAGUUUUUCAAGUUGAAGGUACAGCUUGAGAAUCAUGCAAAGCUAUGUAAGGCUAAAAAUUUGUCACAAGAAGAAAGAAUCCCAGCUUCAUCUCGUACAGAGGAGAUUGAAGUUGAGUCUGUAAUGAGCCUGUCCCGAAUGAGGUUCCUGCUCGCUCUGCUCUUCUCUAUGAUCUUAUCCAAAGAAAGACUCAAGUUUUUAGAGAAUAUAUGUCAUUGUAUCGAGAGGCGAAACGUCGGCCGUGAAUGGGUAAUAUUGAGUUUCAACAAGCGUCUGAUUGACGAUCUUCUAGUGGAUUCCCUUGAAGCAAUGGGGCACGCUUCAUGUGUUGAUGAAAAUCAAUCUCCAUUAAGUCGUCUAAAAACUAAUAUUGAGCUGCUCUUAAAACACACUGUACCAAAAGAACAGAUAGAAAAAUUCCAGAGGGAAAAUAAAACCCUGGAAGAGCUCUUAGAAAUUCUUACUGAUGAUAAAAAGAAGAAAGAUUAAUUUAUUUAUUGAUGAAAUCAAUCAGGUAAUGUUAUUACAGCUUAUUCCUUAAUUAUGACACAUAUACAAAUGCAUAAGUCAUAAUAUUACCAACAUAUUAAUUUUAUUGUUAUAAAAAUAAUACAGUGCAAUAAUCCAAAGUAAAGUUGAGAAUAAUGAAAAAAUUGUAGUGUUGUAGUUUUGAUAUUCGUUUUUGUGCUUGUUUAAAAUAAAAAUAAAAACGUAGAACAAACCAAAGCAUAGGAUUAACCGUGAAAAAUUACAUUUCGUUCCUAGUUUUGAUGCCAAAGCUAUUUUAUUGGUUGUUGAUUUUUUGUAUAAAAAUAUCUAUACAAGCACAAAAACGAAUUUAGGCAGUUAAGAGUAGAAAAUAGUAGUUCAAAAUUUAUGAAUAGAAAAGAUGUACGUAAAGAAAAUAAUGGAUUAAGUGCAAAGCGAAUACAUUCCCAAUUAUCAUUAUUGUACUGCGAAUGAAAUGCUUUGUGAAUACUAUAUUCCAAUACCUCUAAAUUGAUUAUAACUACAUAAUAAAUAUAUCUAUAAAUGUUAUCCGUAACAUUUCAAUUUUAAAUCUGUAUAUUUCUUGUAAUAGAGAAAUUCGUAAUGGUAAAAUAAAAUAUUUAAAUAGCAACUGGAAAACGUACAAAGACAGUAGAAAAAAAAAUUCUAAUAUUUUCAUAAUUCUAUUAAACUUAUAACUUAGUAUUUAGUGAAAAAUCUAUCAUAUUUAUAGACUACAAUACAAUACUAUUCAAGUGGUAGUGAGAAUCGAUAAAUAC
Bombyx mandarina (wild silkworm) is the source of this 3286-nucleotide messenger RNA. RefSeq lists its product as uncharacterized. Gene Ontology annotation, biological process: regulation of transcription by RNA polymerase II. The record is from RefSeq and is a predicted model, not a curated record. Gene Ontology annotation, molecular function: RNA polymerase II cis-regulatory region sequence-specific DNA binding; DNA-binding transcription factor activity, RNA polymerase II-specific. Lineage: Eukaryota; Metazoa; Arthropoda; Insecta; Lepidoptera; Bombycidae.